AUGGGGCGCUGGGGUCUGGACUUUGCUUUCCAAGAGCUGCGUCCCCGGGCCCCCGCCAGUCCACCUCCUCCCAGAACAUACAUAUCCCCAAUCUUCCGGCUGAGCGAAUCUCCAACCUGGCUUGCCCGCGUAGAUGGCUUUCUGGCUAUUUUUGGUCCUUAGUGACCAACUUUCGUGGUCGGGUUCAGGCUGCCCCCUCUUGGCGGGUGAGGAGGUGGGACAAAGUCACCAUCCGAGCAGUUUCAUCUCUGAUCCUGAGGUCCAGUUGAGCCGGGAAAAUUUCCUCAGCUCUGGACUGGGGGUUCACUUUUGAGGAUCUGGUGCAUGCCUAGGCCUGGGUUCCAAAGAGAGGCUUCUCGAAACACUUAAAGGGCCCGGCUGUACUGGAGGACUCCGGACACGAUUUGGGCAGUGGCUGAGUGCUGUCUUGUGGCCUGAAUGGAAGCAUGGGGGUAGGAGCAGCUUUGACGUGACCUUUCUUCCUGGAGCAAGCCUGGUUUGGGUUUAUGUCUUUAGUGGCUUUUCCUAGGAGCCCCAGGCCAUUGGCAAGGCUGUGCCUCCUGCGGAGGAGGGGCCUGGGAGUUAGCUCUGCCCUCUGUCCCUUCUCUGCUCCUAACCUGCCCUGUGACCUUGGGCGGGUACUACGGUCAAACUAGGUCUUAUCCACAGUAUAUAUAAUUCUGUAAUCCUUACCUCUUGUAACACAAGCCCUAAAUAUGAAGAGGAACUUGUAUCCUUGGUAAAGCCAGAGAAGGGAUGUCCAGAAUCCUAACUUAGCAGCUGGGAUAAAAAGCCACAUGUUCCUUUUCCGGGUGAAGGCUCAGAGAGAUGAGCUUCCCAUCUCCUGUGAUCCUCUUCCUAGGGUUGGUUUGCGGUUUUCCCAUCCUGUGCUUCCCAGCAGAGCGAAGUUUCACAGGGAGAGUGAGUGGGCUCUGCUGGCCACCCUCCUGCACUGUCUGGAAAUUUCCCACCCUGGGUGGGCUUUGACUGUGCCGAGGCUUGAGGCGAAGUUCCUGGGAGCCGGAGCUGGAAGAGGACAACGCAUCCUUUUAGGGCUCAUUUAGUCACCAUGAAGCUGCUGCACCCGGCCUUCCAUAGCUGCCUCCUGCUGACCCUGCUCGGCUUCUGGAUACCCAGCCCCGAGGCCCACGCUUCCUCCCCAGGCACACCCACUCUCAGCGCUGCCUCCUUCCUGCAGGACCUAAUGCGUCGCCACGGUGAGGGUGACAGCCUCACUCUGCAGCAGCUGAAGGCCCUGCUCAACCACCUGGAUGUGGGGGUGGGCCGGAGUAAUGUCACCCAGCACGUGCAGGGACACAGGAACCUCUCCACGUGCUUUAGUUCUGGAGACCUCUUCGCUGCCCACAAUUUCAGCGAGCAGUCACGGAUUGGGAGCAGCGAGCUCCAGGAGUUCUGCCCCACCAUCCUCCAGCAGCUGGAUUCCCGGGCCUGCACUUCAGAGAACCAGGAAAAUGAGGAGAAUGAGCAGACGGAGGAGGGGCGGCCGAGCGCUGUCGAAGUGUGGGGAUACGGUCUCCUCUGCGUGACCGUCAUCUCCCUCUGCUCCCUCAUGGGGGCCAGCGUGGUGCCCUUCAUGAAGAAGACCUUUUACAAGAGGCUGCUGCUCUACUUCAUAGCUCUGGCGAUUGGAACCCUCUACUCCAACGCCCUCUUCCAGCUCAUCCCCGAGGCUUUUGGUUUCAACCCUCUGGAAGAUUAUUAUGUCUCCAAGUCUGCAGUGGUGUUUGGGGGCUUUUAUCUUUUCUUUUUCACAGAGAAGAUCUUGAAGAUUCUUCUUAAGCAGAAAAAUGAGCAUCAUCACGGCCACAGCCAUUAUGCCUCCGAGACGCUUCCCUCCAAGAAGGACCAGGAGGAGGGGGUGAUGGAGAAGCUGCAGAACGGGGACCUGGACCACAUGAUUCCUCAGCACUGCAACAGCGAGCUGGAUGGCAAGGUGCCUGUGGUGGAUGAGAAGGUCGUUGUGGGCUCUCUCUCUGUGCAGGACCUGCAGGCAUCCCAGAGCGCUUGCUACUGGCUGAAAGGUGUCCGCUAUUCUGACAUCGGCACUCUGGCCUGGAUGAUCACUCUGAGCGAUGGCCUCCACAAUUUCAUCGACGGCCUGGCCAUCGGUGCCUCCUUCACUGUGUCAGUUUUCCAAGGCAUCAGCACCUCAGUGGCCAUCCUCUGUGAGGAGUUCCCACACGAGCUGGGAGACUUUGUUAUCCUGCUCAACGCUGGGAUGAGCAUCCAACAGGCUCUAUUCUUCAACUUCCUUUCUGCCUGCUGCUGCUACCUGGGUCUGGCCUUUGGCAUCCUGGCCGGCAGCCACUUCUCUGCCAACUGGAUUUUUGCGCUGGCUGGAGGAAUGUUCUUGUAUAUUUCUUUGGCUGAUAUGUUCCCUGAGAUGAAUGAGGUCUGCCAAGAGGAUGAAAGGAAAGGCAGCAUCUUGAUUCCCUUUGUCAUCCAGAACCUGGGCCUCUUGACUGGAUUCACCAUCAUGCUGGUCCUCACCAUGUAUUCAGGACAGAUCCAGAUUGGGUAGGGCCCUGCCAAGAGCCUGUGGGACCGGAAGUCGGGCCCUGGGCUGCCCGAUCCCCAGCCCGAGGACUCAGCGUCCCAAAAGCAUCACAGAAGAGGCCUUUCCAUUCAAAACUGACACAGACUGUAUUCCUGCAUUCAAAUGUCGGCCGUUUGUAAAAUGCUCUAUCCUAGGAAUAAGCUGCCCUGGUUACCAGCCUCUAGCUUAGUGCCUCUUGCCCUCUCCUCAUCUCCUUUUCUCUCAGUGACUCUGGACCCUGAAUGCAGCUUGUAAGACAAGCCUGACUUUUUUCUCUGAUUACCUUGGCCUCCUUCUCUUGGAACCAGUGCUUAAAGGUUUUGAAUCCUUUAUCCAACAAUGCAAAAAUAGAGCCAGUGGUUAUAACUUGGCUAGAAAUAUCAAGAGGUGAAUCCAUAGCAUGGGGCCAUGACUCUAGCUGGGCACCCUGGACCUCCAGCUGGCCAACAGAAAGAAGAGACAGGAGACAGGAAGCCUUCCCAUUUUUUCAGUCUGUUUAAUUGUCUAUUACUUCUCUCAAAGAGAACCUGAAGUCGGAACAGAUGAGCAGGGUGAGGGGCGAAGCAGGGUUCAUCCUGAAAGGGAGAGGAAGUCGAACCACUGCUUGUGUCUUGUCCAGAUGGUCACUUGUUCCUACUGAGAUGCUGGUUUUGUUUUGUUUUUUUGUUUUUGUUCUUUGAGACAGUCUUGCUCUGUCACCCAGACUGGAGUGCAGUGGCUCGAUCUCAGCCCACUGCAACCUCUGCCUCCCGUCUUCAAGUGAUUCUUCUGCCUCAGCCUCCCAAGUAGCUGGGAUUACAGGCGUGAGCCAAUCUGCCUGGCUAGUUGUUGUAUUUGUAGUAGAGAGGGGGUUUCACCAUGUUGGCCAGGUUGGUCUCGAAUGCAUCACCUCAGAUGAUUCACCUCCCAAACUCAUGAUCUCAAACUCAUGUUCUCGAACUCAUGACCUCAGAUGAUCCACCUGCCUCGGCCUCCCAAAGUGCUGGGAUUACAGGCAUGAGCCACCAUGCCUGGCCGGUUACUGAUUUGGUAACAGCACCUGGUGUUUCAUGGCUGUCAGGUGAGCUAACGUGGAGGUGUGGCUGCCUGGACCUCUUUUAGAUGAACACUGAUAGAACAAAGGGUCAGGCUGUCUGCAAAAAAAACAGUUGGUUUGGCUGUGAUUCUUACCUCCUCUUCCCCACUGCCGUCUUUUACGAAACUUGGUAGCUGCUUCCCUAGAAGCACAUUCGGAGCACAUUUGAGACCUUGUGUUAGAGGGGAGACUGCACAAACUGUCCGCCUCCCGUUGAGAUGUCUGCAGAGUGGCAAGCUGACUUGCAGAACUGGGGUGCCGUUUAUGCUGUACUUAGACAGGGGUAAUCGGAAAUGGAAUGAGUGCAGGCAAAAUUUAGGAUCUGCUGCUUCCAUAAAUCAAAGCAUGACUAACAGGGGUCUCUGAAAUGUAAGGUCACUGACUUCACUUAGGGCAUCACAGAUGUUUGCAGAAUGGCGGGCCUAAUGAUUAUGCUGCACAUGGUUUUUAAUGACCUGUCUAGGUUACUGUUUCCUUGCCAAAAAAAAAAAAAAAAAAAAGUCGAAUCCUGUAUUGAAUUGAAUAUGAAUUGAUCUAACUCUCUUCAGAAAAUGGCUGGAGACACUUGUCUGCAAAACUGUAGGCCAGCCUCUGGCACUGUGGAGCCCUUGCCUCCGAGCGCUGGCUUCCAGGGGAGCUCAUCUCCAGGUUCACUAGGUGAAUUGAUUUAUUAUUAUCAUAUUGAUAAUGUGAGAUUCUUCAGCCACUUUGGGGAGCCUGUCUCUCCAGAAGCCUUUCUUCGUGGUGCCCGCAGUUGUAGCUCAGGGGCCAUGUUUGCAAACUGAUUCACGUGCAUGGCUGGCAGGAGUACUGGUUCACUACCAAUGCCUGAGUUUUUCUCUUCUCACACAGAAAAGCUGUCCACUCUCAGUAAUCACAAGCAGCAUCGAUUUUGUUUUCUCUUCUUGGGAGACAUCUCUCAAACCAGGAAUAUUCUUAAAAAGAGCAUGAGCAGGAAAACUGCUGAUGAUACUUUUUAAGUUUUUUUCUUAUUUUGCCUGUUGGCUUCAAUACAUUUGAGAAUAUGCUGAAGAAGGAAGAUUUCAGUGAUGGAGAUUCUAGAUCAAAUAUCAGGACUGACUCCUGGUAGGGUUAUGGUCCAGUUUUACCAAAGAACCCAUUCCUUGAAUGUUGAAAUCUAACUUUUUGUAUUGUCAAUAUUGUUGUUGUUUUAAAAUGGUUCUUCGUCUUUUCUGUUUUAUUUUUCUCAAACUGCUUUGGGAGCUAGCAGAAAAUAACUCAAAAGUGUAAGACUCUGGAAGAUUUUGCUUUUACCUAAGUCGCACUGAUGUUUUACAUUUGUAAUUUUAGCAUUCCCAGUAGACCCCGCCAUUCCUUAAACAUAAUUCCCUUUGUCUUGGGGUAGAAUACUAAGUUAGAGUUAGUGGAUUUCUAGUUUAGAAGAGGAGCUCAAAGCUAUAAUCUUUAACAAAUUGAAAAAUGAAAUAUGAAAUAGUGUGCUUUCCCUUUCUGUGCGCACCUAUAUUACCUAAAGAAAUUUCCUUUGACAGACAGCUUCCUCUAAGGGAAAUCCUCUUUAAACUGUAAUUGGCGCAGAGGUUGGUUCUAGUUGGAGCUUAGGAGAGGUGGAGACGCUCACAUCAUCGGACUUGAGUUGCCACUGAUUGUGGCAACCGCUGUGCCUCAUAAGUCAAAAAUGGGGCAAUUUAUUUUGCUUUUUAGGUGUUGAAUUUGCUGUUUUAAGUAUUUGUACAUAGUAGAAGUCUAAGGAGUAGCAAGUCGUUGGUUGGGAGAACUUUUUCACCCAGAUGCACCAGCUCCUAUUAAGAAAUUAGCAAAGAAAGUGUAUGUCAGAUGCAGGAACGGUGAGGCAGGGACAGGAGUUCUGCUCCUGCUCCCCUCACCACUGACACGCAACUUGCCCUGUCUUUGCCCCCAAAGGUAUUUUGUGUCUAGUGUCAAAUUGGAGCUGUGCUUCAUUGGUCCUUAACCUUGGGUUUUAAAAAGGCUUCUCUGUUUGGGUAGCGUAAGAACUAAUUAUGAACUGAUUAUAGUAAGUCUUCUUCCAAACAGAUGGCAACAUGUGGAGCAUCUGCUUUAUAAAUAGUUGUCUGAUUUUUGCGAGAGGUUAGGAUUUUAUUGUUCAUAUUUCCCUUUACAGUUCUGCAAUUCCAUCACAGUAUUUUUUUAAACAACUCAGGUAUUAUGAGAAGAAAUUAGAAAAUAAAAUUAACUUAUCUGGACUGUAAAUGUUAUAUUUGUAAGAUUCUAUAAAUAAAGCUAUAUUCUGUAA
This is a messenger RNA of Callithrix jacchus (white-tufted-ear marmoset), 5886 nucleotides long. Lineage: Eukaryota; Metazoa; Chordata; Mammalia; Primates; Cebidae. The record is from RefSeq and is a predicted model, not a curated record.